AUGUCAUCUCCAGAAAUAGUUGACGAUUUUUAUGGGGUGUAUUUAUUGUACAACAUAAAUCCUAAGUACAAAGGGCGAACCUACAUUGGGUAUACUAGGGAUCCGCUUAGAAGAAUUAUGCAGCAUAAUAGAGGCACUUGGGCAGGUGGAGCUCAACGGACAAAUAAUAAAGGUCCUUGGAAAAUGGUGUUAAUAGUUCAUGGGUUCCCAAAUAACAUUUCUGCAUUAAGGUUUGAAUGGGCAUGGCAGAAUCCUACUAAAACAAUAAGAUUGCAACAUUUAGACCUCAAGAAAUUACCAAGAAAGGAGACUGAGAUACAAUUUAAAAUCAGGGUUUUAACAGAAAUGCUGAGAGUGGGCCCAUGGUAUCGUCUACCUUUAACCAUUCAAUGGCUGGAACAUGACUUUUACAAAGAGUUUCGUCCAGAACGAAAACCGCCAGGCCACAUUAUAACCGGUUUUGGUCCAGUCAAAUGCAGAAACCUCAGAGUCUCCCAAGUUCUUUCAACAUUUGAAGUUUGUCAGAUUUGUUUCGAAUAUAUUUACGAUAAUAAGGAACUUAAAUGUGUCAAUGAAAAAUGUAAUUUAGUAGCCCAUUUAGCUUGUUUAGCAGAUUUAUUUUUGUCUCCUGGAGAAUAUGUUCCAAUUGAAGGUUCUUGUCCAAAAUGUAAUACCAUUUUAAAAUGGGGUGUUUUGAUACGAAAAAUGAAAGGACGUAAUUAUGUUGAAGAUACGGAGUCAGAAGUGGUCAACGAAGAAGAGAUUUCACAGGAUAAAAUGUUUGUUGAUAAUAAUUCGUGGUUUCUUGAUUGUAAUGAUGAUUUAUGA
Molecule: messenger RNA, 828 nt
Organism: Pieris macdunnoughi
Lineage: Eukaryota; Metazoa; Arthropoda; Insecta; Lepidoptera; Pieridae
Source: the annotation of a GenBank genome assembly